Molecule: messenger RNA, 858 nt
Organism: Meleagris gallopavo (turkey)
Lineage: Eukaryota; Metazoa; Chordata; Aves; Galliformes; Phasianidae
Source: RefSeq, a predicted model, not a curated record
GUUGUGUUGGAGUGGAGUAGAGAUCAGUAUCAUGUUAUGUUUGAUUCAUACAGAGACAACGUUGCGGGCAAAUCGUUUCAGAAUCGGCUUUGUUUACCCAUGCCAAUUGAUGUGGUAUACACCUGGGUGAACGGCACAGAUGUUGAACUGAUCAAAGAACUGCAACAGGUCAGAGAACAGAUGGAGGAAGAACAGAAAAUAAUGAGGGAAAUCCUUGGAAAGAAUGCAACAGAACCAACAAAGAAGAGUGAGAAGCAACUGGAAUGCUUGUUGACACACUGCAUUAAAGUGCCAAUGCUUGUUCUGGAUCCUGCACUGUUGACCAACAUCACGCUGAAAGACCUCCUGUCCAUUCAUCCUACUUUACAAGCCGCUAACAAUAUGUUUUUUGUAGCAAAACCAAAAAAUCCUUCCACCAACGUGACAGUAAUUGUUUUUGAUAACCCUAAGGAUGCUGAAGAUGCCCAUUCUGGAAUGUUGAAAGACAACAGCAAGCAUAUAGUAUGGAGGGGUUACUUGACUACAGACAAAGAAGUUCCAGGUCUAGUGUUAAUGCAAGACUUGGCCUUCCUUAGUGGAUUUCCAGCUACGUUCAAAGAAACAAAUCAGCUGCGAUCAAAACUACCAGAGAGCCUGGCCUCUAAAGUAAAAUUGUUGCAGCUCUAUUCUGAAGCCAGUGUGGCUCUUUUGCAACUGAAUAACCCCAAGGGUUUCCAUGAACUGAGCAAACAAGCGAAGAAGAACAUGACUAUAGAUGGAAAAGAAUUAACGCUUAAUCCUGCUUACUUAUUGUGGGACCUGAGCUCCAUCAGUCAGGUAGGUAAGCCCUGUUACAGAAUGUAGAGGUUGCAGUGUGCA